Kickxella alabastrina is the source of this 882-nucleotide messenger RNA. Its product is annotated as 3-hydroxyacyl-CoA dehydrogenase. Gene Ontology annotation, molecular function: NAD+ binding; oxidoreductase activity, acting on the CH-OH group of donors, NAD or NADP as acceptor. NCBI's taxonomy places the organism in Eukaryota, Fungi, Kickxellomycota, Kickxellomycetes, Kickxellales, Kickxellaceae. Gene Ontology annotation, biological process: fatty acid metabolic process. The transcript has a single exon. The coding region runs from base 1 to 882 and encodes 293 amino acids. The record is from RefSeq and is a predicted model, not a curated record.
AUGACGUCCAGCUCCAGCAGGAGCAUCAAGAACAUAUGCGUAGUGGGUGCAGGCCAAAUGGGCAUGGGCAUCGGACUAGUUGCCGCCCGCGUAGCCAAACUCAACGUUCAGUUCGUCGACAGCAAUCCGGAUCAAGUCCAGCGUGGUCUCGCCUUCCUCGACAGCCUCCUGAUCAAAGACGUCACCCGCGGGCGCUGCACCGAGGACGAGCGCACCGAGGUUAAAUCCCGGAUCAGCUCAGCCCCAAGCAUCAGCGAAAUGAACACAGCCGAUUUCGUCAUCGAAGCUGUCUCAGAAAACGUCCAACUGAAACGCAAGAUAUUCCGCGAACUCUCUGAGAAACUACCCCAGGAGACCAUCUUGGCGACGAACACAUCGUCAAUUAGUAUUACAAAGAUUGCGUCGGCUGCUAGGUGGCCGGAAAAUGUCGUUGGGAUGCAUUUUAUGAAUCCUGUUCCGGUGAUGAGGCUUGUUGAAAUUAUUCCUGGGCUGCAGACUUCCGGGGACACUCUGGAUGCGACUCUGGAGCUGGCGCAGAGGAUGGGGAAGACCACGACGAUGUCGCAGGAUGUCCCUGGGUUUAUUGCCAACAGACUGCUGAUGCCGUAUAUUAAUGAGGCUAUGGUUGCGCUGCAGGAGGGGAUUGCAACUAGGGAGGAUAUUGACACGACCAUGAAGCUUGGCACAAAUACUCCUAUGGGCCCACUUACGCUGGCUGACUUUAUUGGCUUGGAUACUUGCUUGGCUAUAAUGAAGGUGCUGCAUGAGGAACUGGGUGACUCAAAGUACCGCCCGGCUGUGCUGCUGCAGAAAUACGUCGAUGCUGGGUGGCUGGGCGUCAAGUCUGGCAGGGGCAUUUACGGGUACGAAUCUAAAAAGUGA